This is a messenger RNA of Aspergillus welwitschiae, 681 nucleotides long. RefSeq lists its product as uncharacterized. Lineage: Eukaryota; Fungi; Ascomycota; Eurotiomycetes; Eurotiales; Aspergillaceae. Bases 1 to 681 code for a protein of 226 amino acids. The record is from RefSeq and is a predicted model, not a curated record. The transcript has a single exon.
AUGGAAAGAACGCAGACACGCCGCAUCAAUGAGGAAGUCAUCCGAAAAUUCAGCACGUCAGAAGACGAAAUACUAGCAGAUAAAGUCAACAUUGACCUGUCCAUGGACAGUGCGUACGAGUGGUCUAUUCAAGUCAGAAAGAAGCUUAAGAAGUGGCAUGUACAAGACCUUGUCAAUAUUAAACUCCCUCAUCCUCCUAAGGACGAUUCCACAACCUGGCAGAAUUGGAAAUAUCUAUCUGGUUGCGUCAAAAUCUACAUACUUCACAACAUACCAAAGGGGUAUAUCUUCGACCCUCGGUUUACCCAGCAGUCCACAGAAUACGCCGACAUUCUAUAUGAGACCUGCCUCCGGAUCGCCGUGACUCCCAUUGCUGAAAACCUAGCGAUACGGUACAGGGGUCUGAUGGACUUCAGCCAAAGCGCUCCCCAUGUUCUAUACAAGGAUGAUAUCGAGUUGUUAGCAAGAAUAGUUUCGUCGUGCAACGAGCUGGAUUCAACGUUUAUUUCGCCUCUUCAGGCUACUUGUAUUUUGCUUUCACGACUUGCAAAACGAAAUUCAGAAGGGAAGAACUACGCCGAAAUUGUCUUUGCAAGAAUCACACCCAAGGACGCCUCGAAUAUGACCUGGGAUGACUUUAAUGAGCUUUGGAAGGAACUUCUUUAUUGGAAAAUUCCAUGA